This is a messenger RNA of Aspergillus calidoustus, 4203 nucleotides long. The record is from the annotation of a GenBank genome assembly. Lineage: Eukaryota; Fungi; Ascomycota; Eurotiomycetes; Eurotiales; Aspergillaceae.
CCGCUUGCCACGCACUCCACCACUACCCACAACCGGGACAACGUCGCAUCCAAAGUGAAUUUUUAGGAGUAUAGUCCCCUGAAACUUGAUUCCCUAACGUUGUUCACAUCCCCGCAUCCAGAUUCCAACAGCAGCGUCUCGAACAGGGUGGCCAUAGAAACUCUAGGACUCGAAAUAACUUUCUCUAGACUAAAACUCCAUGUAGGCAACACGUUGGUCGAUUCUUUUCCCUUCUUUUUUUUUUUCUACCCUCUUCUUCUUCUCCUCCCCCCCACCUCCCAUCUACGAAAGCGUGAUACUUUCGUCAGUCGAUGGCUCAAGGUGGCUCUAGAGCUGAUUAUGAGCAUAAAAAUUCCCAUGCCCCUUAACGGUCGAUUUCUAUUCAACCCCAGAGGGAGGCGUAAUCCUGAAUGUAAGACAAUACAAAGACUGCUUCCAAGGGACUGGAACAUUCGACGACUGAAGUGAAAGACAACAUACAGCAUACUCAUCUCGAAUUGAUGAAAUAGAUGGCAGAGUUAGCCAGCCCUCAUUUCCACCCCAGCUUCCAACAACCACUUGACCCCUUCCACUGUGUCGUCUGUCCUCCUCUUUACAUGUUUCGUCAGCUGGGGGAAAAACUCCCAAAAAUGAUGCGGCAGACCCGGAUAAUAAUCGAGACGUGUCGGAAUCGAGUUCUCCUCGCGUAGGACUUGCUCGUAAAUCAAGGUCUCAUCGCGCAGAGUGUCCAGGCCACAGACUUGGAAGUACGUCGGCGGAAUGCCCACAUGGCCUCUGGGAUGGUUAAAAGGUACCAUCAGGGGCGAAUAGAUAUCGGGUUUGUACGCGGCUUUUCAGCAUGGUUUCUGUUAGUAGCUUUCUCGGCUGGCUUGUGGAACAUGCAUGUAGGGAUGAUCAUGCGCUUGAAUUGACAAGCCCGAGGAACGGUGGAAAAUUUCUGGUGCAAACACGGGAAGAAAAUAUGCACGAUCUUACACAGAAACGAGCGGACCAUCUCUGGCGGGGGUAUGGCAUAAGCCCGGUUCUCCUCGGCGCUCGUAUAAGCCUUGCGGUACUUUUCCGGUAGCACUGGCCAUGGGAGCAGAGGUGCAACGCUCAGAAAUUGACCCGUUACCGGCACAACAUUCUCUUGAUCGCGGUUGAGGUAAAGUACAGCAUUUGCGAUAUUCCCGCCAGAGGAGGUACCACCUAUUAUUAGGCCGGCGGGUAUCGACGCAGACGGAUGGAUUAGAUGCACAUUGGCUGCUACCUAGAUGCCAGGGUAUCGAUGUCAGUACGCUCUUCCCCAGAGUGGAAGCGCAGAGGACAAUCGCCCAAGUGUGGUUGCGCGCGAUACAUACCCACUGCAAGGUGUCAAGGCCAUCAUACACGGCGGUCGGAAAAGGAUGCUCUGGAGCCAGGCGAUAUUCAGGGCUGAUAACAACGACAUUGUUUCUCAGUGCUAUGGCGCGGUUCGACUCGAAAUCAUCGUGGCGACUGCCGAUGCAGAAACCGCCACCAUGGAAAAAGACAAACACCGGCAGCGUUGUACUGCGUCCAGCAGCCGGAUGUGCGGGAUAAUAGACAUGGGCGAGGAUUGAGGCUCCAUCGCGCGUAGGGAUCGUGAUGUCCCGUUCUAUGAUAUCUGGAUGAGGGCCUUGGGCGGAACGCGCUUUCGACUUCGCCUCAUUCGUCAACACACGUAGGGCGGGGAUGUCAAUAUCUGAUGGGAAAGGGGGUGAACUUCCUUGCGCAAGAAUCUGGAGAGGAGUCACAUAAGUGUGGCCGAACAGUCGCAAUUUCCUUCUGUUUUGGUUCUUAGAGGGUACAAACCGUCACAAAAUCCGGAUCAAGCAAUGUGCCAGCCAAGAUGGCAUCUCUCGCCAGCACCAUGGUAGCUCCUACUCGCCCAAGGUUCUAUCAGGGAGUCGAAGAUGUUAGUGUGAAGGUGCUUCCAGAGUCCAUUUCUUACAGCUGCCGUCCUUUAUCCCGACGACAAGCGACGGAAGGUGAAUGAGGGCCCGAGGCGGGAUGCCGCAACCCCCGGGAAAUGGCCCCACACAGUCUCGCGUCUUCAACGGGAUUCCGGCAGUCAGUCUCCAGCAUCCCCAGGGAAUACUAUUCAUACUCUUUAUCUCAUCCAAAUACUGUUAUUUCAGAGCCUCAGACUUUCCUGGCCUCUCCUCAGUUCGACGAAACAUUAUGACGGACACUCCGAAAUCAAUCGCAAUCAUUGGCGCCGGUCCGGUGGGCCUGUUCACUGCACUUCUGCUGGCGCAGGGCGGCGUGGAUGUCACGGUGAUUGAGGCAGGAGCUGGCAUCAACCAGUCUCCUCGAGCGGUGGCAUACUUCCCGCCAGUUCUCGAAGAGUUUUCCAAAGCGGGUAUUGUUGAGGAUGUGAUUGCUGCGGGAGAAAAGAAUGCGGACGGAUGCGACUGGAGGGACGCCGAUGGGAACCUGUUGGCCGGCAUUGACCCUCCUCCCAACGACCCAACGUUUGCCGUCUGCCUUUCCCAACCCGAACUUGGCGAGGUCCUUCUCAGGAAAGCUCUGGAAACAGGAAAGGUGAAGAUCUUGUUUGAGGAGAAAUUCCAGCGGCUGGAACAGCGCGAUGGCGCGGUCGCAUAUUGGACGGAGAAUCAGAAGAGCGGCCUCGAAACCGAACGCAUGUGCCGCUAUCUGGUGGGCGCCGACGGUGGGCGCAGUUCAGUGAGAAAGAGUCUCGGGAUCCAUCUGGAAGGAUACACGUUCGACUCGCUACAGUUCGUUGCCGUCAACUUUCAGUACGACUUGCGUGCAGCGGGUGGAUGGAAGGCGGCCAGCUUCAUCGUGGACCCAGUCGAUUGGGGCAUUGUUGUCAAACGUGGAAAGGGAACAAGCUGGCGGUUCGCAACCGGCGUCACAAAGUCAGAGCCCGAAUCCAUCUCCUCCUUGGGUCCAGAGACUAUCCAGCUGAUGAAGAAUCGGUUGGCGCGCAUUCUCCCUGGCAACACAGACGAGAUUCGGUACGAGGAAAUGGCGCCGUAUACCGUCCAUCAGCGCUGUGCGAGUGACUUCCGGAAAGGCGAUGUUCUGUUAGCAGGCGACGCUGCCCAUCUGAAUAGUCCUGUUGGAGGCUUGGGCCUCACUACCGGUCUUCUUGAUGCCGCACAUUUGGCCGAGGCGUUGCGUGAAGUCCUCAACCAAGGUGUCAGUCCGAAUGUGCUCACGACUUAUGCCGAUACUCGGCGCCGGAUUUUCCUCGAGCGGACAAACCCAACGAGUACGGCGAACUUGAUGAGACUUUGCUCACAAGAACCAGAACAUGUAAAGGAGAGAGAGGAGACUCUUGCUAGGCUAAAAGACCCCCACGAUCUUAUCACCAAAAGUAGAAUCGGGCUGCCGGACUUCUCCCUAACAAGCACAUCAGACAAGUUGUUCGACACCUGCGGCGAGGUGACCUGGUUUAUCUCAGUAACUCGGAUUCCGGAAUGGACCGAAGAAGAAUUCCGGCACCAAUACAAAGGCGUUCAUGCCGGUAUGACUCGCAUGGUUGCGGAAAAGCUCGCGGUCAUUCGAAGCUACAAUCAACUUCAGAAUACUCAGGACACGGUCGCAGCAUCACAACGCCCCUCUUGGGACUAUGUGACGUGCCUUACAUGGCCCAGUCUGUUCAUAAUCAAUGCUGGAUUCCAGGACCCGGACUACCAGGAACACGCGGGCAAGCAUAUUUUCUGCAGACUGGACCAGGAAGGCUGUAUAAUGGCUCAGGUACAGAAGCAUCUGAAGAGAUCGUCCCGGGACCCCGUCCAGUGCCUGCUAUAUCAUAAGAGGCGGGAUUCGCGCGAUGAGUUCUCGCCAGCCUGGUUUACUGAGCGGUCUGCGAAGCUCCGAAGCAUCUGGGAGUCCGAGCCGGGCAUCUACAGCUAUAUAGUGUGGCGCGACGUGACGCCCAAGACGGCCAAUUUCUUUCACGGGACGCAGUUUUCGGGCGGGUCGUGGCUCCAAUACAAGGGCCUGGAAACGUUUGGUUUUGAAACUACCGACAGUGCUCGUUCGUUUUUCAACAAGUAUAACAGUGCGAUAUUCGGCGAGCAUGCAGAAACGACGCAGCUGGUCAUUGGGGAGUCGGACUGGGUUAUUUGAGUGGGAUCUGACGUAUAUACCCCAGAAUGUUUGUUCAUUAGUUUAGCUGCUGCUUACGCAAUACUGCACAAGUCUCAACCUCAUGGAUAGAUGCUCGGA